Cyprinus carpio (common carp) is the source of this 1684-nucleotide messenger RNA. RefSeq names its product transcription initiation factor TFIID subunit 6-like (gene taf6). Gene Ontology annotation, molecular function: transcription coactivator activity; RNA polymerase II general transcription initiation factor activity; protein heterodimerization activity. Bases 1 to 915 code for a protein of 304 amino acids. Gene Ontology annotation, biological process: transcription initiation at RNA polymerase II promoter; RNA polymerase II preinitiation complex assembly. NCBI's taxonomy places the organism in Eukaryota, Metazoa, Chordata, Actinopteri, Cypriniformes, Cyprinidae. Gene Ontology annotation, cellular component: transcription factor TFIID complex; SAGA complex; SLIK (SAGA-like) complex. The record is from RefSeq and is a predicted model, not a curated record. The transcript has 5 exons.
AUGUGCACCUUCUACAGAGGCAUCAUCGUUAGAGCAUCUCUGACGAGCACCGGUCAUCACCAUGUGGUGUAUGGGCGCCUGCAAUGCGCACCGUCCCUGCCGGCGGGAAGAGACCCUUCAACCCAUAGUGAUAAAGACAUUGAUCAUCCCUCGGCGGCUUCUAUCUGUAGAGGUCGUGCUCGUAUUAAAGCUGUGAUGGAUGGGCCAGUGGUGUCCAACAUUGAUAAGAUCGGAGCUGAUCACGUCCAGAGUCUGUUACUGAAACACUGUGCAAGUGUGGUUGCUAAAACUAGACCGCUCCCAGAUAUGGUGGAUCAAUACAAGGUAGAUUAUGGUUAUCUGGGCACCAUGCUCUGUUCACAUGUGGUGAAGGCCCGUGCACAGGCUGCCUUCCAAGCCCAAACUGUUAACAGAACCACGCUCACUAUCACACAGCCACGCCCGACUCUGUCAGUGUCUCAGAGUGGAUUGUCAACAUCAAGUGGGUCACGCGCACCGAGCAUUAUUAAAGUACCCAGUUCACUCACCCUUAUGUCCACUCGCCCUGGAACACCUACCCAGCCGUCACCCCCAGCAACCAAAUAUAUUGUUAUGGCAACAAGCGCAGGAGCGGCAUCCACACAGCAGGUAAUCACUCUCAGCUCCUCCCAGUCUGGAUCUCCUGUCACAAGUACAGUCCCCAGCACCCCCACAUCUUUACAGCCACUCGUCAAACUGGAGUCUGGAAACACAGGUGCUGUGAGUGGCUCGCGCCCUCUUCAGAAAUACAUUGUGGUGUCUCUGCCUUCAUCCUCUUCCUCACUGGAGAACAAGAGCUCAAGUGUCCUUCCAUCGUCUACCUCACCUAUCAGUAUGGAGUCGGCUGUCAAGUUGGAACGUUCCGAAUCACCGGCUGCAAACACACAGUCACAUUGAACACAUUGAAACACACACUUUCUCCACCAAGAUACAGAAGAACAAAAAAUGUAGUUUGAGACUCAUAAUAGUGCUUGCACAGCAAUUUCAGACAAACUGACAUGCAUGCUUAGAAUUAGGAAAGCGAGCAAAUAGCUAUGCACAUUUGGACCAUAAGACUCACUCACAUACACCGACACUGUGUACAUAGAGUGUGUGUGUAUGUAUAUAUAUAUAUAUAUAUAUAUAUAUAUAUAUAAUAUAUACAUAUAAUAUAUAUAUAUAUAUAUAUAUAUCUAUAUAUAUAUAGAUAUAUAUAUAUAUCUCAAAACAUGAACAAUCAAUCAUGUAUACACACAGAUACACGUGUCUGUGUGUGUGUGUAUAUGUGUAUGUACAGAGAAAAUGUAACCGUAACAGCCAUACACACAACACAGAAAAAUACCGGAUGAAAAUUGAUUUUGAUUUGAGAUUCUAAAAAAUUGGUGUGUGUGAAGUUAGCACAAGUCAGUGUUUCAGCUCACAGCUCUAGCCAUGCUUCAUUAAUGAACAUAAGGAUAUGGUUGUAUUUGUAAUGGGAGAAUGAAUGAUAGAUGUGGAUUGUGCAGGUAGAAAACAAAAAAGGGUCAGUGUCAUAGUCAUCACUGUCUAAUUUGCAUUUGUAUAAUUAAGUACAUAUGUGUGCUUUAUGAUUGAAUACUGGGCAUUUAUAGGGUUUAAUGAACAAUUUAACUGAUUUGCUUUUUCAUGUUCAUUUUUAUCUUCUAUAAUAAAGUUGUUUUUUUUUGUA